CUUGGCGACGAUCAGAUGGAGUCUCAUACAAUCACCGUGUUGUUAUUGGGAGAUGACAAGACUGGAAAAUCCACGUUCCUAUCUCGCGUAGCCCAGGGCAAAGACAGGCUGACUGGACGAGCCGAGAUCACGCUUUUGCGCGACUCGGACCAGCCCUUCUUCUUUGAGCUGCGGUCCAGAAAAGGGGUCUACCGCAUCGAGUUCCACGACACUUCAAGUCCCACCGAUUGGCGCCUUCUUCAGCCAGAUCUCAUUGUGAUAUGUUACGACAUAAGCCAACGCCUUAGCCUCAUAAAUAUGCAGAGAGUUUGGAUCAAGGAAGUGCGCCAGACCUUCCCAGCCGGCGACUCGAUCCCCAUCGCAGUCCUGGGUCUCAAGCGAGACCUGAGGUCAGAGGACGACCCGAACGGCAUCAUCUACCCGCAAGAAGGAUAUCGGGUGUCGCAGGAGAUGAGGGCGGAUCGAUAUAUGGAGUGCUCGGCGGUGACGGGCGAGCUACUGAGCGAGACUUUCGAAGACUUGUACCUCACCGCCGUCAAGACCACGACGGCCGAGGGAGGGCAGAGCGUAGGGGCGUGUGCGGUCAUGUAG
Molecule: messenger RNA, 591 nt
Organism: Pyricularia pennisetigena
Lineage: Eukaryota; Fungi; Ascomycota; Sordariomycetes; Magnaporthales; Pyriculariaceae
Exons: 3
Biological process (GO): small GTPase-mediated signal transduction
Molecular function (GO): GTP binding; GTPase activity
Source: RefSeq, a predicted model, not a curated record